UAGGUGUUGUUUCGGGACCCUAGUUUGUAUCUCAAGGAUAUUUUCGUCGGAUAUUUUCGUCAGAAUAAAACGAUCAAUGUGACCGUCAUCAACGUCGUGAUCAGGAGCUUUCCUGGCAAAUCAUGCCGUUCGGAAAACGCUCCCCCACUCCUGAAAUAAAUCUGUACAUCUGAUACGAAAAUGCACAUUACAAACUCAAUCUCUCACUCUCUCUUUUCGAAUCUCACACGUCUGAAGAAAUCUUCAUCUCUACACUCUCUCUCUUAGUCAUCUCUGUAAUGGCGGUCAAUUCUGGCGAGGAGAGUCAAGAUGCCCAUAGCAUCUCAAUGUUGCCUGACAAAAGCAAAACCAAUAUGCAAUGUGAACCUCAGUUAGCUCUCUUAAGCCUAGUAGAAGUUCCCAAUCCAUUUAAGAGUGAGAUGUGCUUGGAUGCCCAAUUGAAUCAGAACUACAUCGAUUUACGGAUGAAAAAUCCAGAUGCUCAUUUACCAUGCAUUGUAAAAAUCGAUAUCGAGAAGGGGAACUUGGAGACUCCUAUGACCAAGGAGGAAACUGUAGAGAAGUUGAAGAGUGAGGGUCCACUAAUGAGACAGAUUAGCUUACACACGGGAGAGAAAUUCACGCAGAUUUUAAUGAAUUACAGCCUCAUGUUAACCAAGCUCCCUUUUAAAGAUAGAGCAAUGAUUGAGAGGGUUCAUGAUACGCCUAGUAACAAAUCGAGGAAAUAUAAGCGCUCCAACUCAUUCAAUUCAAGAAAAGUUGUUCUUCUUUUCUCAGUCUUGUCGAUUAUCGGAACAAUGAUACUAAUAUAUCUGACCCUGAGAGUGAGGCAGAAUGGAGGUGGGUCUGUUAGUGUCUGAUAAGGUUUUAGCUUCCUUCCAGACUCUCUGCUCUGAAGGAGUCUCUGUAGAUUGCUAUUAAGGGGAUUUUCUUUUCUUUAGUUUCUUUAGAUCUUCUUACUUUUGGGUUUUUUUUUUU
Messenger RNA from Cornus florida, 978 nucleotides. RefSeq lists its product as uncharacterized. The record is from RefSeq and is a predicted model, not a curated record. The transcript has 5 exons. NCBI's taxonomy places the organism in Eukaryota, Viridiplantae, Streptophyta, Magnoliopsida, Cornales, Cornaceae. Bases 279 to 860 code for a protein of 193 amino acids.